AUGGAGGCCCAGCCAUCACCGAUCAAGGCCACGCCAGGCCGUCGCCGUCACCCCCGAGGCGGCAAGCCAGCGCCCCUCAAGGCCUAUGCGUCAGAGAACGAUGCCGCAUCCUACGCAGCCUCAUCACAGCACCACCACCACAGGGCACCGCAGACUCCCAAGAAGAUCUUCUCCGCGUCCCCUGCGCCGGCCGAGCGCCAGAACAACCAGUCCAGCUCCAAGCCGCGCAACAAUCGCAACAACAAGCCCAAGGGCAAAAACGACGCCUCGUCGCCCAACUACCAUCUCAGCAACAACCACAACCAGUCUCCCUCUCGCACAUCUCCGCCAAAGUCAAUCUCCAGCACGGCCUUUGCCGGCGCUACUUUCCACGCUUCGCCCGCCCCUGCGGAUCUCCCAAUCCCUAGCUUUCUCAAGUCAGCCAGCGACUCGCCAGCGGUCCGCCAGCCAAGGGGCUUCAUCUCCCAGCCCUCUCCCCCGGCUACGGACUCGGAGCUGCCUACGCCACAGAGGCCGGUUUCUGCCUCUCAAUACCGAGAAUCGCCGCUCGAUUUCAUGUUCCGGGCUCAUCGAGAGGAAAAGGCCCGCCAGGAACUCGACGGAACGCCCGUUGCCGCACCGCCCCUGGUUGGCGCCAUGUCUCCCCCACGCCGUUUGGAUGCUCCCCUCACGCCAUCAGCGUCUGACCUUGCGCACAAUCGUCGCAUGUAUAAUCGACAGACGUACAACGGCAAUGAAAUCUACGAGCUGGAUGGCCCCGGAGGCCAGCCGUUGGGCCCGCCAUUCUCGACUCCCUACCAGGAUCGGAUCCAAUCUGCGCGCAACCAUGCCUCCCACCCGCCUCCUGCUUUCGGGAACCCUCUGCCCACUCCAGUUAGCAACGCCCCUAGUCAAGACCCGACUGAAGCUCUCAAGCGAUUUCUCUUUACUCCCCAGUCGGCUGCGCCAACGGCUCCGUCGUCUGUCGCCAACAACUCGCUGCCUCCUCGCCAUGCCCCAGCCUAUUCCAACAGCCAGACGGAUGGUCCUGGGUACGAAAGCGCAGGCAGCAUCCAAGCCAUGGAAAAUGAUCUUCGACGAAUCUUGAAGCUGGAUUUGGCAGUUGACCGCCCGCCUACGGAACGCAGGCUCUUCACCCACUAG
Trichoderma gamsii is the source of this 1143-nucleotide messenger RNA. RefSeq lists its product as hypothetical. Bases 1 to 1143 code for a protein of 380 amino acids. NCBI's taxonomy places the organism in Eukaryota, Fungi, Ascomycota, Sordariomycetes, Hypocreales, Hypocreaceae. The record is from RefSeq and is a predicted model, not a curated record. The transcript has a single exon.